Molecule: messenger RNA, 1995 nt
Organism: Thelazia callipaeda (thelaziosis nematode)
Lineage: Eukaryota; Metazoa; Nematoda; Chromadorea; Rhabditida; Thelaziidae
Source: the annotation of a GenBank genome assembly
AUGCCUCAUCAGUUAAGAAGAGUUAAUCAGAAUAAUCAAAAUAGGAUUGAUAAUGAAAAUGGCACUGAUAUAAAAACUAAAACAACAUAUCUUGGCAUUUCACAACCUAUUUCAAUUUCUGGACCUGAUGAAACUGAUAUCGUUUUAUCAAAAAAACUUGAUGAAUAUCUGCAAGCUAAUGGCUACUUUGAAACAGAGGAAGAAAUGAACCUGAGGCUUAAAGUUCUCUGCAAAAUCAAUGCAUAUGUGAAGAAAUGGGUUCAGUUAGUUUCAAGACGGAGGCAAAUGCCUGAGUCAGAAAUCCAACAAGUCGGUGGAAAAUUAUUCACGUUUGGAUCUUAUCGUCUUAAUGUUCACACAAGAGGAGCUGAUAUUGACUCUCUUUGUGUAGCACCCAGGCAUGUAAACCGCAAUGAUUUCUUCACAAGCUUCUAUGAAAUGCUUGCAGAGGACCCAAAUGUGGCAGAGUUGCGUCAAGUACAGGAAGCUUUUGUGCCAGUCAUAAAGCUUAAAUAUUAUGGAAUUGAAAUGGAUAUGUUAUUUGCCCGACUGGCUUUACCAAGAGUCCCAGAAGAGCAGCAAUUAAAUGACGAUUUUAUAUUAAAAAAUUUGGAUGAAAAAAGUGUGCGAUCUUUAAAUGGAUGCAGGGUAGCCGAUGAAAUAUUAAAAUUAGUACCAAAUGUAUCCACGUUCACUUAUGCCCUGCGGGCAAUCAAACUUUGGGCGAGAAACCAUGGCAUUUACUCCAAUGUACUUGGAUAUCUUGGCGGUGUUUCAUGGGCAAUCCUAGUUGCUCGGACGUGUCAGUUAUAUCCGAAUGCGGGACCCGCAACUCUUGUUCAAAAAUUUUUCCUUCUGUAUACUCAGUGGGAAUGGCCUAAUCCAGUAGUUCUCAAAGAUACUGAAGUGUUAUAUGCCCGAGAAAUGCCAUCAUUACAAGAGCUUGUAUUUGAUCCGCGAUCAAGGCCUGGAGAUAGGUUCCAUCUAAUGCCUAUUGUAACUCCUGCAUUCCCACAACAAAAUUCAACAUUUAACGUGACUAAAUCAUCGCUGAAAAUCAUUACGAAUGAAAUUGAAGAAGGUCUGUUAAUCACUGAUAGCAUUUUCAAUGGCAAAGCUGACUGGUCCGCUUUAUUCGAAGAAGUUAAUUUCUUUACUCGAUAUAGACAUUAUCUUGCACUACUUUGUGUAUCAGCAUCUGAGCAGGAUGAAUUAGUGUGGUGUGGACUUGUUGAAUCCAAGAUUCGACUUUUGGUUGCAAGUUUAGAUCGACGCAAAAGUGUAAAAGUUUGCCAUGUUCACACGAAACACUAUCAACCACGAAAUGAUCCUUUUCCUGUUCAUAUCCCCUUAUCGAAUCCACGCUGCCGAGUAUGGUUUGUCGGUCUGGAUUUUAAUAAAGCCGUUAGUCGGAAAAUUGAUAUUCAACAUGAAAUUCAAAGUUUUCUGGAUCUUUUGAAUAACUUAGCCACCACUCAAAACAUAUAUGUAGAGGGAAUGAGUUUAAUACCUCAUUAUCUUCGAAAAGUGGAACUUGGUAGAUGGUUAAAUGUUGAUGAUUUAACAAGAGGACGAAAUGCAAUGAAAAGGAAAUGUCUUGCAGUGAGCGAUAAUCAAAAUAUCGCUGUUGCUCUUGCAAAUAAGGCAAGGAGUGAGCCCUCAAGUUUCUCUUCUUUGCAUUCAUUAGAAAGUGCUUCACCCUCAACGUCAUCAUCUGGAACGGAAACUAAAAAAGUUGAAAAUCUUUCAGUUGCAUCGUCUUCUGGCAAUUUAUUAUUAAGUGGUGAUGAGCAGAUACGCGUUGCAUCUUUUCAGUUAGGUGAGGACCAAAUUCAUCACAGAAAACGUCGAGCGGAGAUGUCUGUUGAUGAUGAAUGUGAAUCUGCGCACAUCAAACUUAGUCCUUCUCCUAGCAGCAAUGUUUUGUCAUCAGAUACUAAAGAAGUUGAAUCUGAAAGAGGAAGUCAGAAUACUUCGGCAAGUUUUAGUAUCUGA